Messenger RNA from Ricinus communis (castor bean), 3399 nucleotides. RefSeq names its product two-component response regulator-like PRR37. NCBI's taxonomy places the organism in Eukaryota, Viridiplantae, Streptophyta, Magnoliopsida, Malpighiales, Euphorbiaceae. The record is from RefSeq and is a predicted model, not a curated record. The transcript is spliced from 10 exons. Gene Ontology annotation, biological process: cytokinin-activated signaling pathway; phosphorelay signal transduction system. Gene Ontology annotation, molecular function: protein binding. Bases 702 to 3035 code for a protein of 777 amino acids.
UAUUAAAUAUUCCAAUAUAUGUUAUUAGAUCUAUAUAUAUGAGAGUUUUGUUCUUUUUUUAUUUUCAAAAUUUCCUUUCAUUUUUUAGCUGCUAAGAUAUUGGAAAUUGGAUAUGUUUUUUGUUUGGGAAAUUUCAAUAGUUUUAGUUAAUUUAGUGCUUGAUGAGAAGCAGUACAUGGAAUGGGAUUCAAUUGCAGUUUAAAAUGCGGUUAAAAUCUUUGCAUCUCUUUUUGAGUAACUUUUAAGGGUUUGACUUUAGUAGUUGCUAUACCAAAGAGCUCUAAGCUUUUUUGUUAAAGAGAUUUUGAUGGUGGGAAAGUGAUAAGAUUAUAUUUGUUUAAGUGUGUUGUUGUGGUAGUGAUUUAUUUAAAAAACUGUCUUCAAUUAAGUUGGCUAUAUAUUGUACAGAAGUCGAAAGAUUAGUUUUUUUUUCUUUUUCUAGCAUGCUUGUAUAAUUUCUGCUAGAGUGCAGAUAUUGCGGAUGAGCUUAGCGUCUUGAAUUGCUUUUCUAUGCAAUGCUAUGCAUUUUUCAUCAAUGAUUCUUUUGAAACUGGUUGAUGGCUGCUGCUGUUGUGGUGACACAAGUCGCACCCGCACAUACACCCUAGUAGAUAUUCCUCGGUGCUGAGAACAUCCCCUAGAGCUAGGGAUUUGGUGAUGGUGGUGUGGGCAACAAAGGAUUGUCAGAAGGUGAAAAACUCAUGUGUUUUGAACAGAAAGAAGAUCAGAAUGGCGUAAUGGGUGAAGGGCAAGGUUUGGGAUCAUCUGGGGAAGAUGAUACUAGGGUUGAUGAUGUACCUGUAGAUGUAAAUAAUGGACCUGGAAGAGAAGUUCAGGUCCAUGAUGGGUUCCAGAUAUCUCAGCAGCAACAAGCUCAAAAUUCUGUCAUACGUUGGGAGAGGUUCCUCCCUGUUAGAUCUCUGAAAGUUCUUCUAGUGGAAAAUGACGAUUCAACACGACAUGUUGUCAGUGCGUUGCUUCGGAAUUGCAGUUAUGAAGUUAACGCUGUCGCUAAUGGUUUUCAAGCAUGGAAGAUUCUGGAAGAUAUGAAUAAUCAUACUGAUCUUGUCCUAACAGAGGUAGUCAUGCCUAUCUUAUCUGGAAUUGGUCUUUUAUGCAAGAUUAGAAACCACAAAACUCUCAGGAAUAUUCCAGUGAUAAUGAUGUCGUCCCAUGAUUCUAUGGGUAUAGUCUUUAAGUGUCUGUCAAAAGGUGCAGUUGAUUUUUUAGUGAAACCUAUUCGAAAGAAUGAACUAAAAAACCUAUGGCAGCAUGUUUGGAGGAGAUGCCACAGUUCUAGUGGUAGUGGGAGUGAAAGUGGGACGCAAACUAAGAAAUCUGCAAAGACAAAAAGUAAUGAAGAGUCUGAAAACAAUUCUGACAGCAGUGAUGAGCUUGGUGACUAUGGGAGUAACGGUCCAAGUAAUCGAGAUGGAAGUGAUAAUGGGAGUGGCACUCAGAGUUCAUGGACAAAAAGGGCAGCUGAUAUUGACAGUCCUCGACCAAUGUCAUCCGCAUAUCAAAUGGCAGAUGCUCCUGAUAGCACUUGUGCUCAGGUGAUCCAUACAAAGCCUGAAACAUUUGGCAACAUAUGGGUACAUGUUACUGACACAAAAGGAUUGCAAGAAAGGGAUGACAAACAUGAUGAUUUUGCAAUGGGCAAAGACUUGGAAAUAGGAGUCUCUAGCAAUCUAGAUAUACGACAUGACUGUCAACUUGAGAAUUUAUCUCCCCGUCCUACAAGCAAAAGGCAACAGAAAAUUUCUGAAGUGGAUAGUAAGCCACUUGAGAAUGGGAUGCUGGAGCAUGACGGUGAAAAUUUAUUUACUAAACUGAGGGAUCAAACUCCACAAUUGGCUAGUACAAAUGCUGAUUCUGCCAACCCUCGUAUUGAAAUUAAGAAAGUUGGCACUUCAAAUCGUCCCGAUAUUUCACAACUCAAAGAUAAAGCAUGCUGUGAUUCUGGAGAGUUGCCAUCCUUUGAAUUAAGUUUGAAGAGGCUGCGAGGAGUAGGAGAUGAUGGAAAUGCUGCUGACGAUGAUCGCAAUGUUUUAAGACAUUCAGAUUUGUCAGCAUUCUCAAAGUACAAUAAUGGUUCUUCUGCUAAUCAGGGUCCCACAGAGAAUGGUGGGAGUUGUUCUCCACUUGAUAAUAGCUCAGUUGCAAUGAAAACAGAGACCACGCAUAAUAUUCCAUUUCAUUUAAGUGGCACUGUUCUCAAUCAGCAGUCUAAUGGUAGUAGCAAUAACAAUGACAUGGCCUCGACAGCUAAAAAAGUUACACCCAAGCCAGAAGCUUUUAAUGACAAGUCAGAGUCCACAUCAACUUUCAAAUCGUUUCACUCUUCUGCCUUCCAGCCUGUACAAAAUGGUCAUUCUUGUUCUUGGAAAAUAAAACCUGGGAAGGUAGAGGAUACAGGUAAUACAUUUCAUGCACAAGUUAGAGGUAUCAACCAGCAGGUUCAAGUCCAGCAUCACCACCACCACCACCAUUAUCACCAUCAUGUCCACAACAUACAACAAUAUCAAUCACUGCAGGAGCAUGAUAACAUUUCACUGAAAAAUAUGGCAGCAGUUGCUCCACAGUGUGGAUCAUCAAAUGUCAUUGGAGGACCAACUGAAGGCAAUGCUGGAAACUAUAGCAUGAAUGGGAGUGCCUCAGGGAGUAACCAUGGCAGUAAUGGGCAAAAUGGAAGCAACACUGCCUUGCAUACUGAACUGACAAAUAUAGAAAGUAACAACACAGCAGGUGCGAAUCAUGGAGCAGGUGGCAUGAGUGGGAGAAUCAGUGGGAAUGCUGUGGAUGAAGAUCGGCUUGCACAGAGAGAGGCUGCAUUAUCCAAGUUUCGACAGAAGAGGAAAGAGAGAUGUUUUGAGAAAAGGGUUCGUUAUCAAAGCAGGAAAAGGUUGGCAGAACAGCGGCCGCGUGUCAAGGGGCAAUUUGUUCGACAGACAACGUCUGAAUCUGAAGCGGGGAGGGACUGCCAGAGCAACGACCUCACUUCUGAAGAUAACUCAUGUGACAGUGUAAGAUAGCACAGAAACAUUCAGAUCGCUAACCCAAGUUACUCAACCCUUGUCCCUGCGGGCAUGCUUCAUUGCGCGGUAAUUGUAUACAUACAUGACGAAUGGGUUCGAGAUUUGUGGUAAAGGAAAUUAUGUGGCACGGGUUGUUACUAUACAUGCACCAAACUUGAUCCUUUUUCUUUUUUAAUGGUUGUGAACUUACAAACAGAUACUUUAUACAACUCUUUGGAGUUUCUAAGCUACCAUGAAUUCAAAAGGAGGCUGCCCUUCAACGGGUAACCUUCGCAUAGAAAUCGCCUCCUCGCCCUGUUGUUGAUUUUUCCAGUGUCUAGUGAAUGAAAAAGACUGAUGUCGGAAUGAACUUAUAUGCUUA